AUGCGUUUAGCGCAGGGCCAGUUGUUGAAACCGUCUAGCCUGGACAAUAACUCGCAGUUCCCUCCCAAGACCAAGACUUUGGAGGACACCAUCAGUCGUCCGCAGGAGAAUGGCCGCGCGGCGCCUGACUUGACGGCGUCGCCCGGGCGCGCGCCGCCCGGGCCCCCGCAGCCGCCGCGCGCCAACCAUGCGCCCCCCUGCGUGCUGCAGCCGGACUUCCGAAAGGUGUCGGGAGUCAGUAAUGAAAUAUUUAGGCAGAUUGAAAUGGUUGAAAAUGAUCACGACACGACCACGGCUGCGGCGCUUGAGGCGGUGGAGCGACGCGGCGAGAUGAUCGUUCGGAUACUGGAAUUGAGACAAGUGGGCCGGAACAAUAUUGAAGCCGCCAAGAAAUUCUUCGCAUUGCAGGACGCCCGCCACAUAGUACAACUAGUGGAGAUCGUGAAGCGUCCGGGGCAGACCCUGGGCCUCUACAUUCGAGAGGGCGACGGCGGCGCCAGAACUGAUGGGGUGUUCAUAUCACGGAUAGCUUUGGAGUCGGCCGUGUACAACAGCGGGUGUUUGAAGGUGGGAGAUGAGAUCCUGGCGGUGAACCUGGUGGACGUGAGGCGGAUGUCGCUGGACGACGUCGUCAUCAUCAUGUCCAUUCCGAGGCGGCUGCUGCUGUGCACGAGGCAGAGGAAAGGCAAAUCAGGACCAGGUUCACCGUCGAUGCCGCGCUCGGAACACAAGCCGCCGCCGGUGGUGGUGCUCAAGCGGGACUGCCGGGACGACGAUGACAGGGACAGGGAUCGCGUCGAUGGACUGUACUCACAGCAUGGAACACUUCGGUCUACCGGUGGUCCAGGAUCUAGCGUCAGACCAGUUGGUGAUGGGAGGGAAGAACGAAGCCGACUCCAACUGGGAGCACUUUCACCAGAUUCCAACGCACUGGACCUUUACUACAACCCUCGGCCUCCAUCCGACCAUUCCACGUGGAGCUAUAGACCACCGCCUCCAGUAAUAACGGAACAGCCUAAGUCUUCAGCAACUCACUUUGUGCCAUACGAACGGUCUUACCCUAACACGCUUGAAAGUUUGGCAGAGAAGGUGCAUUCAUUGUACCCAGCGGAUAGUGGCAGUACGCGGUUUGGAGGGAGAGUCCCUCGUUCUGGAUCAGAACAACAGUUACCGAGAGCUGAGACACAUUCAGACUUUGGUCGACACUCUUUGUUGAGGUCUAGCUUGAAGGCUUCGGCCGCUGCUGGCAGUGGUGCAUCGAGUCUAUCAAGAUAUAAUCAAAGAUACGGAGGAAUUGGUGGUGUUGGUAUGCCAGGAAGUGGCCUAACAGGGACUGGAUUAUCAAGUGGUCUAGGAGGACCGGGCUUGGGAGGGCCAGGCCUUCCGUCAGGCCUGUCGACGACUGGACUCAGCGGUUUGACUGGCUCUAGCCUUGUAGGCUCAGGACUUACCAGUUCAGGAUUGGGAACUGGAUUAAGUGGAACAGGCUUAGGAUCAACUCUUGGAGGAGGCUAUGGAACGACAGGGUUGGGUCUACCAUCAUACGGCUCCAAAUUCGGCACAACGAGAAGGAAUCGAAGCUUGGACUAUUCGUCGGAUACAGAAGCGACGGCGCCUACAAGAGCACCAUAUUAUUCGGGAUUGAGUGGCUACAGAAGCAGUACGCUUGGUAGAGGAGACAUCGGAUCUAAAUUCAAUUCUCUGCCAAGAGAUGUUAGGAACACUGGUCAAAGAUUGGGACUAAGCAGACGCGCCGGGAGUGUUCUUCAAGAUGAGCCGGAACCUUUAUCUUCGCGUUUAGAUCUACGUUCUUCCAGAGGUCGCCUCACGUCUUCGCCGUCAGUGUUCACGUCGGACGAGUACCGCGCGUGGCUGUCUCGUGCGCCGUCAACCAGCGCGCUGUACGAGACGCUGCGCCCGCGGCUGCCUACACACUACUCAGCUGAGAAUAUACACGAUGCAUUGAAAAACAUGGAAAGCGGCAGCCGCUUCGGCUCCUCACUCGGCCUAGCUGGCGUCGCCGGUCGCCGCAUUGAGCGCCCCCGCCACCUGCCCGCGCGAUCGCUCUCCUCCCAGCAGCUGGGGCCCACCGCCGGGGGGUCACCGUCGGCGAGGCGCGUCAGACAACUCCUGGAGCUGGGGUCCCGGUUCAACUGCCCCAACCCGAGCCCCGUGCCAACGCCAAGCUCGCGUCACCAGAGGCAUCUUGACAUCAAUCCCAACGAGUUCCUAAAAUACAAAGUGGAGAAACCUGGUUCUGGCGGUCUCUCAGCGUCCAUGACCGGUCUUUCCCGCCUCGCGGGCGGGGUCUCGGGCAUGUUGUGGGUGCACUUGCUAGCGGGACGGGGACUAAGGCCGGCGCCAUCCGGGGCUUCCCCGGGGUCGCCGCCGUCCGGGCCCUUGGCGCCGGCCCAGCCGCCGGUGGCGCCUAGAGACUUGUACUGUGUGCUGGAGUGUGAUCGAGUGCACAAAGCGCGUACUGUGGUCCGCACGGGCGAGCUCCAGUUCGACUGGGAUGAGUCGUUCGAACUAGAGCUGGUCGACAACCGGCAACUAGACGUGCUUGUAUACUCGUGGGACCCGCAGCACCGCCACAAGCUGUGCUACCGCGGCGCCGUCACGCUGCCCGACCUGCUGGCGCGCUCGCCGUCGCACCAGCUGGCGAUAAAGAUGGAGCCCCGAGGGACGUUAUACGUGCGCGUACGCCACACAGAGCCGCACGAGUUAUUCCGGCGGCGGCCGGCGCCGUCGCGUAUGUCACCGCCGCCGCUGUUCGGCGCGGAACUAGACGCGGUGGUAGCGCGAGAGAUGCGGCCGGCGCACGCGCCGCCGGUACCGCUCAUUGUACGCCGAUGUGUUGAGGAGAUCGAGAGAAGAGGGCUGGACAUCAUUGGUCUUUACCGCCUCUGCGGUUCUGCCAGCAAGAAGCGAAUUCUCCGAGAAGCGUUCGAAAGGAACGCUCGAGGCGUGGAGCUGACGCCCGACUCGGUUCCCGACAUCAACGUUAUAACCGGCCUGCUCAAGGACUAUUUAAGGGAGCUCCCGCAGCCGCUGUUCAGCCGGUGUCUGUACCAGAUGACACUGGAUGCUCUUGGCGUCUGCCUCCCCGACGACCGCGAAGGCAACGCGCGCCUCAUGGCCUCGAUAGUCGAAUGCCUCCCUCGCGCCGCGCGCGCCACCCUCGUCUUCCUCCUCGACCACCUCGCCCUGGUGGUGGCUGCCCAGGACAGAAACAAGAUGUCCCCUCAACAUCUGGCAGUGGCCCUAGCACCGCCAUUGAUGCUGCACUCCCAACCGGCAAAUGACCUGGACUACCAGAGGCCGAUACAUGUCCUUCAAUGCCUGCUGCAGAUCUGGCCGCCGCCUAAGCGUUCAGUUCGGCGCGGCGAGCCAGCAACCGGGCCGCGUGGAAGCAAAGUCAGUGCGUCGCCAGCGGCCUCAGCCACCCUCCCCCCAGGCCGAGUUCCGCCCUCAGUCAGUCCAUAUCGGCCUCAAGCGGCAGCAUCAGCAGCAUCUCCGCCGCCAGCUCUCUCGGGUCGGCCCGUGCCCGACCGCUCGCCGCCCGCACAUGUUCUCUCAUCAGUCAGGGCCGGCCAAUAUCGUCCGCAGUCGCCUCUCCGCGGGCCGCUGCCCGCUCCUCCUCGCUCCCGUCAAGUGACGGUGUCGUCGCCCGGCUCGCCCAGCAGUAGCAGCGGCAGCCACAGCCCCGCCGACACCAUCAAGCACACCGGCUCCGUGUCGUCUAUCCUGCGGCAGCCGGAGCGGGCGGCCUCGCCCAGAGGUAGCGGUUCACCGCGCAGCAGCGGCUCGCCGCGCGCGUCGCCGCGUGACUCCCCGCGCGCGCACACGCCGCGUGAGAACACGUCGCGCGCGACGACCCCGCGUGACAACACGCCGCGCGAGAACACGCCGCGUGAGUCGCCGCGCGCCGCCAUCCCCGGCACGUCGGCCGGGCUGGCCGUGACGCUCAACUCGGCCGGCGCGCUCAGCCCGCGCUUCAGCUCCACCAACCCCUUCCUGCAGCAGUACGACGCCGAGGAGGAGGCCGAGGCCUGGCGCGCCGCCGACAUAUUCUCCUCCGCGCACACAUAGUGCUCAUAGCGAAUUGAGAUUUUCUAGUCAAUUUUUUUAAUCGAAUCGAAAGAGUGCUACGAUUCCGCUGUAUAUUAUGUUAUUUAACGAGCGUGGUGCGCGCUCGUGUAAUUGUUAUAUAUAGAGCGAGUUAUGAUGUAUAUUAUUGUGUGAAUGUAUACCUGCUGACGCGCGAGGCGCACGCCUCCCGCCCGCCGCCGCCCCGCCCCGUAGCCACUAUAGUGUUUAUGAUAUUGUAUUGUACAUUGUAUAUAAAUAUGUAGGUACGCUCCAGUUUUGUACCGUUCGGGCGAGGCCCGGCGGGCGGCCGCGGCGCUACACACAUCAUCCCACAUAUCAGAGACUUGCGUACGCUAUCGACACGGCAGCGGGCACACAACGCGAAUCCAUUCUCAUAGCUGCAUGUGUAUAUCUAUGACGUUGUAUAGAAGCAAUAUUUAAACUAUAUGAGAGCUAGAAUGACUUAAACAAUAAAUAGAGUAUUUAUCUUCACAAAUCGAUCUCUCAGAACGAUCUUAUGAUUAUUACAUUACGACUUAGAAGUAAAUAGACGUCCACAAGGUCCGUGUGUCGACAGCGGACUCAAGCCAGUAGCUCGACUAGGGAGAGUGUAUCAUAGAUCAGACGUACGGACUGUCUUGAGACUGAGACCAUAUCAGAGUAGCUCGUAGGCACCUCUCGCAGGGAUCCGUCGUAGAAGGAGCGAUUACGUCACGACUGCGCAGGAGUUCGCGACCUGUUGGAACGAACAUUAAACAUAUUCUAAAUAAUCCUUGUUCAUUAAUAACUUAAUAAAUAUAUAACGAUAUAUAAAAUAAUAAUAGUGUUAGUGGAGCAUUUUUACGAGUCGCUAAUUCUAUGAAGGGAUGGAGUAUUUACCCGUUGAGAUCGGUCGCAAUCUCAAGAUCAGAGGUGCUGUGUUUGGGUUUGGAAUAUUUGGGACCUUAGUAAAUGAUAAUAAAGUAAGUAUAUAAUAAUAUCGAUGCGCUCGAGCACUGAAAGUCAGAGCGUUCAAAAACCAAUAACUUACGAAUCAAAUCUUAGAUUGAAAAUAAUCAUAAAAUAAAUUAUACGAUUUGAAUUGACGACAAGAGCAAACUUUAUUGGUAUUUCCUAAGGGUUUAUGCUUGAGGGUUAAAGGAUUGAAUGGUACAGGGAUUCUAAACUCCGAAAACACCACCUCAGUUCUAUAACUAGCGUCUGCUAGACAUAUAAGAGUGGGUGAAAUCGACCAAUGACAGCACUGACCGUACCCUUCACUGCCAUGAUUGGUCCAUUUAUUAUAGAAAACAUAUAUUAUACACUUGUUUAUAUGUCUGUCGGAGGCUACACGGUUACUAUAAUAUUACUUUUGAGCGACACUUCAAGACGAAAUUUUGUUAUUUAAUGUCUACUGUUUAUAGAUUUGCACAAAUAACACGACUGAUAUGGGACACAAAAAGUUUUUGAUAUUUUUACUUUUGUACUUGUUCCUGGUUUGUAACGAUAAAUAGAGUUAUGUUGAGAACCUCGCCUUUAAUGUACCUCUAACUGUUCAUAUCUGCUCACGAAUUUCAUGUGUGUAGGAGUUUUAUAACCAAUACUUAUACGAGUUUGUCAUUCUGAAUCAUUGUUUCGCAAGGGCUUUUAUAAUCACUUAUUAUGUUAUUCAUAAAGAUGAAGUUCGUGUUCAGAUAGCGCCUAUACAAAACCCUUUAUGGAGUCGUUACAUUCGGUGAUAAUAUGUAGCGAUAAUUUUAAUCCAUCGUGAGUAUUGAGAGCGUCUUCGUAAAGAUUUUGUGAAAACUCGUUCACUAUCUUCAGGAUAAAAAUAUCUGCUCUACAUUUUUGAAUGCCAAGGGCAACUUACGCUGUUUAAAAGUUUUAAUAUUAGCUUUCAAGUACUUUGCUAUAAUGGUUUAUACUAUACCUACAAUCGUUAUUCCCAGUUAAAAGCAGAUAUUUUAUUUCCCUAUGAUAGUAAUCGUGACUAGACAAUAUAGGAUUACCUACUGUGGUUGAGAUGAUGUAUUUUCAAAUAUAAAUAACUAUUAAGAUCAAAAACAUUAAAAUUAUAUACCUGGUAAAAUUAUAUAGCAUUCUAAUAUUACUACCAUCAUCUCGCCCACACUAUGAUAACGUAAGACUUGAAUUGUCGCUCGACAGUCGGUAGCCGGCCGCGUGUAGCGGUAGUAGCGGCAGUGUAGUUAUAAAACUACCGCGCCCGUAAAAACGACUAACAUAGUUACGAAACUACAAUAACCUUCGCAGCGGAGACGUAGUAAGAAAGUUUAACCAUCGUUAUAAGAGCUACAUGUAAUAGAAAACAAGCGAACUUGCGUUUCUAUACUACGAAACUACGAAUCCGUCGUAGUUGGUACUGUAGCUACGAAACUCGUAGCCGUUGUAGCGGGGGUCGUAGUUUGAUGACUAUAGCGCCUGAGUAGUGUGUAGUGACUACGGCGCACGGCUUCAGUUGGCUUCAUUUCGGCACUAACUUUGAGGGAUCACCACUUGACUGUUAUGAAGUAGUUGAUAGAUUGUUUCUAUUAAGACUAUGCUGAACGGAUUUAGGCAGCGAAUACGAAAGAUUUGCGGCUGGUGAUGAAUGUAUCAUCGAGAUUCGCUUAAUAGAAUAACGAAUGUUUUGUAGCCCAUAUAGUUGUGUUUUUAUUCGUUGACGAGAAUUUUAUUAAAAGACCAUUUGGAUAAAAAAACAAGAAAUGGCCUAAAUCAGUGAGUCAGUAGCUAUCUGUUUCUUUUCAAUGUAUCUAUUUUGUAGACAAUCAGACAGUGAUCAAGAACAAGAAUCAAAAACUGAAAUGUACACUUAAAAUGCAGAUAACACAUAGAUUAAGAUGAUUUGGAUGAAAUAGUUUUAAUUAUUUCAAGUGUAAGGUGAUAACGAUUUUCUAUGAUUAAACGAAUGAUAAACUUUUAAUUUGUAUUAAAAAUCUUUCGUCUUCGGGCUCAAAUUGUCUAAAUCCGUUUAGCUAUUUCUUUGUUGAGAUCCUAUCUGAUGUUUCUAUUGUAUACAAAAUGCUAUAGAAGUUUCUUGUUGUAAGUGACUGGAAUUUGAUUGUUUUAUCUUUACUAUUUGAUAUCAUUAUAAAUAAAUGAUGUAUAAUAUUAAUAUCUGUUGUACAGAAUCUGAAUAAACACUUUGUAUUUGUGUGGAAAGGUCGGCUGAAAUUAUACUCCAACUUAGAAUUUACCUUCCAACUCAAUUAAUGGAACGGUUUGUAAAAAUAAAGGGAUUACAGUCUAUGAGAUAAUGUAAUCUAUUAUGAAACUUGAUGUCUAAUAAAAUUAGACUUGUAACUUUUUAAUGAUAAAGUUUAAAUUAUGAAAACAAUAUCCAUUCUUAUUUCAUUAGAUAUCAAGUAAUGCUAAUGGGCUGUACAUUACUUUCAGUAACAAUAUUAUGAAAUCCAUUAACGCUGUUAUUUAUGAUCUUCAUAUUAUGUCUAGCCUAAUUGACAAUGAAACUUUAUGUAAAUAUUAUGUGUAGUAGAAUAUUUAAGAAAUCUAAUUCUCCUUUGUGAUGUGAUCGGCCGACCUGAGUCCUAUUUAUUUGAAUUCUGGAUUCGUCGUUUUGUGUCGACGCACAACCGAUGACGGUUUAGCAAUGUAGGAUGGAUUAUAUGGAAUUUGUUAAUUUGUAAAGACUAUAGAAUUUAUGAGGUGUAGUUAAUGUGUUAAUGUUAGAUAUGAUUGGUGAGCGAGUGUUUGCCUCUCAGAGUUUCUGCCGCUGUACGUUUGCGUUGCUGGGCACCGGGC
This is a messenger RNA of Ostrinia furnacalis (Asian corn borer), 7851 nucleotides long. It is a transcript of the gene RhoGAP100F, whose product is annotated as Rho GTPase activating protein at 100F. Gene Ontology annotation, biological process: regulation of Ras protein signal transduction; cell migration; signal transduction. The record is from RefSeq and is a predicted model, not a curated record. The coding region runs from base 1 to 4092 and encodes 1363 amino acids. Gene Ontology annotation, cellular component: synaptic membrane. NCBI's taxonomy places the organism in Eukaryota, Metazoa, Arthropoda, Insecta, Lepidoptera, Crambidae. Gene Ontology annotation, molecular function: protein binding; GTPase activator activity. The transcript has 23 exons.